Drosophila grimshawi is the source of this 275-nucleotide messenger RNA. RefSeq lists its product as uncharacterized. The transcript has 2 exons. NCBI's taxonomy places the organism in Eukaryota, Metazoa, Arthropoda, Insecta, Diptera, Drosophilidae. The record is from RefSeq and is a predicted model, not a curated record. The coding region runs from base 71 to 268 and encodes 65 amino acids.
CGUUGCUAUUGCGUCUCGGUGGCAAUGUGUCAUAAUACCGAGGCUUAAAUGUGCGCACACCUGUUAUCACAUGGCUCACCUCAACAUGUUAUUCAAUCUGGCAUCAACUUGGAUAAAUGUGUGUGCCGACCAUUCAAAACUAAUGUUACUUAAGAAAAAUCCUAAAAUCUACGAGGAAAAUCCACAGCAGAGACCACAGAGAUACAGUCACCAUCGUGACGAUCGACAGCAGCAGCAGCAGCAGCAACAGCAACAGAAGCAACAAUAACAACAAA